ACUGAAAGUCGAUUACGUCAAAUAAAUGUGAACUACUAUGAAACAGGAAACUCUCGGUUAAAAAAUUAAAUAAUAUAAAAAAGGUACCUAAGUUCUAUAAAGUUUAUUUGUCUCCGUUUUAUGCGACGGCCAGCGAGGGUGGGAGGCCCAAUUUCCCGCCAAUAAUCUCGAUAGCAAAUUUUUUUAUUUAUUUCCGUAUCUAUAUACAACUUAUCAACCUACAAAGAAAUUCUGAUAUUAUCUGGGCCGUAUUUCUAUUUUUAUUGCAAGCAUGCAUGUGUGUUUAAAUUACGUAUUUAUCGCGUUAUCGUAUUUUGUCAUUGGUCUACGUCCAACUGUGCAAGAAAUGGCUUCUUUGAAUCAAAUAUUACCGAAAACUAUGAAAGGUGUUGGUUUGUAUAAAUACUUACCAAUAUCUAAUUUCGACAGUCUUAUGGAUAUACAGCUUGAGAUACCAAAGAUACGAGAAAAAGAUGUUUUAGUUGAAGUAAAGGCUACAUCGGUUAAUCCAAUUGAACUAAACAACGGGCCCCCUAAGCCAAAUGUAGAAGCAACGCCGAGGAUUCUAGGCUGGGACGGAUCAGGAGUUGUUGUCGCUAAAGGUGAAAAUGCAAAGAUUUUCAGUGUGGGUGAUGAAGUGUUUUUCACCGGCGAUUUAAGAAGAAAUGGAUCUAAUGCACAGUAUGUCGCUUUAAAUGAAGUCUUAGUGGGCUUAAAACCGAAAUCUUUAACAUUCGAGAAAGCAGCUGCUAUGCCAUUAACUUCAGUGACGGCCUAUGAAACAAUAUAUGACCGGCUUUUGCUGUCUGAGAAAGAUAAAGGUAAAACUCUUUUAAUUAUUAACAGUGCCGGUGGUGUUGGAUCUGUGGCAACUCAAAUUGCAAAGAAUUUAGGGCUGACUGUAAUUGGAACUGCAUCACGGCCUAAAUCUCAAGCUUUUACUCUGCAACAUGGAGCUAGCAUUGUCCUCAACCACACAGAGGAUUUGGAACCACAGCUAGAUAAACUUGGUUAUGCAAAUGGUGUUGAUUUCAUCCUAGUAAACUAUGAUCCAUUUCCUUAUUGGGAUACAUUAAUGAAAAUAAUUAAACCCCAAGGCAAGAUCUCAAUCAUUGUUGACAGUAGCGGACCUGUUGAUUUAAGGCCUUUGAAGGACAAAAGUGUUACUUUAGUGUCAGAGUCCAUGUUAACUAGAAUCAAAUAUGAUACGGAAGAUUUUUUCCGCCAUCAUGAGAUAUUGCAGGAGGUAUCAAAAAUGCUAGACAAUGGUACACUAAAAUGUACACUUACAAAAACAUUGUCACCGAUUAAUGCUGCCAAUUUGAGGGAAGCCCAUAGGCUUAUAGAGGAGCAGAAAAUGAUUGGAAAGCUUGUGUUAAGUGGAUUUUGACUUUAUUUUAAAAAUGUUUUUUUUUUUACACAGAACUGUUAUAUAUUCUAAAGUUUAUGCAUAUUUUUUAUAUUUGUAAAAUGAGUUUAUUCAUAAUAUACUAGAAUAUUUUAUAAGAAAAA
Messenger RNA from Manduca sexta (tobacco hornworm), 1512 nucleotides. RefSeq names its product zinc-type alcohol dehydrogenase-like protein SERP1785. Lineage: Eukaryota; Metazoa; Arthropoda; Insecta; Lepidoptera; Sphingidae. Gene Ontology annotation, molecular function: zinc ion binding; oxidoreductase activity. The record is from RefSeq and is a predicted model, not a curated record.